Molecule: messenger RNA, 2296 nt
Organism: Macadamia integrifolia
Lineage: Eukaryota; Viridiplantae; Streptophyta; Magnoliopsida; Proteales; Proteaceae
Product: protein DJ-1 homolog C
Exons: 8
Coding region: 13-1404 (463 amino acids)
Biological process (GO): protein deglycation, glyoxal removal; guanine deglycation, glyoxal removal
Cellular component (GO): cytosol; nucleus
Molecular function (GO): protein deglycase activity
Source: RefSeq, a predicted model, not a curated record
UUGCGAGAGACGAUGGAGUCUCUGUAUUCCAUCUCACCUUCUACGCUUACGUUCCCGUCUCGGCGACGAUGUCCAAACGAUGCAGUGGCGGUGCUUCGUUCGUCGUCGUGCUCACCCGUCGCCUCUCAAGAGCGAAAGCGUUCGGUUUCAACAAUGGUCUCAGCCAAACCAAUUACCAAGCCCAAGCCAACAACAAUAACGACAGAGACAAUAGAAACGACUACAAAGAAGAAGGUUCUGGUUCCAAUUGGCCACGGCACUGAGGAAAUGGAAGCUGUCAUUCUAGUUGAUGUUCUUCGCAGAGCUGGUGCCCAUGUGGUUUUGGCCUCAGUCGAACCGGAGGUCGAGGUUGAAGCAUCUUCUGGGACAAGGUUGGUUGCUGAUGCCUCUAUCUCAACCUGCUUAGACCAGGAUUUCGACCUUAUCGCUUUACCGGGGGGAAUGCCAGGAUCUGCACGACUUAGAGACUGCGAAAUCCUUAGGAAGAUAACAAGCAAACAAGCUGAAGAGAAAAGGUUAUACGGGGCUAUUUGUGCUGCUCCUGCAGUAACUCUUCUGCCCUGGGGACUUCUCAAGAGAAAACAGACAACUUGUCAUCCUGCAUUUAUGGACAAGCUUCCUAGAUUCUGGGCUGUUAAAUCUAAUAUUCAAGUGUCCGGAGAGCUUACAACAAGUCGAGGUCCUGGAACUGCCUUUGUGUUUGCUCUGUCCUUAGUGGAGCAGCUUUUUGGGGAGACUGUAGCCAAAGAAGUUGGAGAAUGGCUGCUACUGCCUGUUGAUGAUGGUCAUCGUAGAAAGGAGGAAUUCAAUACGGUGGAGUGGUCUGUUGACCGUAAUCCUCAGGUUCUUAUUCCAGUUGCAAAUGGGUCUGAAGAGAUUGAAGUUGUCACAGUAGUGGAUAUUUUAAGACGAGCAAAAGUGGAUGUCAUUGUUGCUUCAGUCGAAAAGUCUUUACAGAUCGUGGCAUCUCAAGACACAAAAAUUGUUGCUGACAAAUCCAUCAAUAAUGCUGCUGAGUCAAUCUAUGAUUUGAUCAUUCUUCCGGUGAGAAAGGGAGGAGCUGUUGGAGCUGAGCGGCUGCACAAAUCCAAGGUUCUAAAGAGGUUGCUGAAGGAACAAGAAUCAGCUGGAAGGAUAUAUGGAGCAAUGUGCUCAUCCCCAGUGUUCCUGCAGAAGCAAGGUUUAAUCAAGGAUAAAAGAGCCACAGCUCAUCCAUCAGUUAUAAGCAAGCUUACCAACCAAAUUGUUGAUGGUGCUGGAGUUGUUAUUGACGGUAAACUGAUCACAAGCAGAGGACUAGCCACGGUAACAGAUUUUGCCUUGGCAAUCGUGAGUAAGCUUUAUGGUCAUGCAAGGGCAAGAAGUGUCGCUGAAGGACUUGUUUUUGAGUAUCCAAGAAACUAGAAAGACCUGUCUGCUAGCAUUGUAGAAAAUGGAUAGACAUGUUUUUGGAGAUGCUUCAACUUCCAGAAAGGAAAGUCUUAUAAAGUCCCUGAUGCGGCGAUACCCCAUAACAUACGAAGGAGAAUAACUUAUUGGGGUUGUCAAAAACUGGUUUGGAGCUGUUUAUAAAGUCACAGAAGAUGUUGCUGCUGCUUGGCUUCAAGCUGAUUGAUCUAAGUCUGCAUUAUAAUGUCCCUACACUAAGAUACUGACAUACGGUUCCUUCAACUUGUGCUCACUUUUGACAUGGACACUGGUAUGUUUUUCCACUUGAAUAUAGAUAUGAUGGGUUUCUUCCAUAAUCCAGAAGACACUUAGCCAUAUGGCCAAAAAGAAAAUGAUUGCAGGUAAGAUUAGAAAAUCUUAAGCUUAAUAUUUAUUUAAUAUUGAAUUAACUAUACUAUUCUGAUAUAUCCAAAGGCUUAAUGAAAUCCUUUUCAUACGGAGUUUGAUAUGUGUUUUAGUUCAUUUGGAUUGGUUGAGCUCUUGUGGGGAUAUCUCUUUCAUUGAAAUCCUUUUCAUUCAGUAGUUUGACAUGUGUUGUUUUUUUUAUGCCAGAAAGCAUUUUGGAAGAUCACAUCACACUUCUGAUUCAAGAUGUUCAAGAAAUUUUUUAAGUUUGUCCUGUAAAGCAGGAUUUUGUAGUUGAUCUUCUGUUCUUUUGUCUCUAAGAUCUUGUUGAAGGAAACAAAUUUUAUUUUUCCUUGAAUUGAGCUUUUUUAAGGCUAAUUGUUUGAGAAGGUUGACAUCUCUUUGGAUCGGUUUAUUUCAGAAUUCAACUGUAGCUGUUUGUCCUAGAAUGUUGGCAACUAGACCAUUUGAAUCAACAGAGAAAUUGAUAGAUUAAUGUUAA